Molecule: messenger RNA, 5952 nt
Organism: Chelonoidis abingdonii (Abingdon island giant tortoise)
Lineage: Eukaryota; Metazoa; Chordata; Testudines; Testudinidae
Gene: AP4E1
Product: adaptor related protein complex 4 subunit epsilon 1
Biological process (GO): intracellular protein transport; vesicle-mediated transport
Cellular component (GO): AP-4 adaptor complex; membrane coat
Source: RefSeq, a predicted model, not a curated record
UAGGGGCUGCCACCGGCGAGGCCGGGCAUGAGCGACGUGGUGGAGCGGACGCUGAGCGCGCUGCCCGGCUUGCUGGGGCAGCACGACCCAGGGGCCGGCCCCGGUGGGGGCCCGGGUCGGUUUUCGGCCACCUCGCGGCUGGGCAGCUUGAUCCGGAGCAUCACCGCGCUCUCCUCCAAACAUGAGGAAGAAAAACUAAUACAACAGGAACAAACUAAUUUGAAGGCAACAGUUUCUGCUCCCACUACAACACUUAGACUGAUGAAAGAAUGUAUGGUGAGACUAAUCUAUUGUGAAAUGCUAGGAUAUGAAUCCUCCUUCGGAUACAUCCAUGCUAUUAAGCUAGCACAACAAGGAAACCUUUUAGAAAAAAGAGUUGGUUAUUUGGCUGUUUCUUUAUUCCUCCAUGAAAAUCAUGAACUGUUGCUUCUGCUUGUGAACACAGUUGUGAAGGACUUGCAGAGCACUAACCUGGUUGAGGUGUGUAUGGCACUUACUGUUGUCAGCCAGAUCUUUCCACGGGAAAUGAUUCCAGCUGUACUUCCCCUCAUAGAAGACAAACUUCAGCAUUCUAAGGAAAUUAUCAGAAGAAAAGCAGUUCAGGCCUUGUAUAAAUUCUAUCUCAUUGCUCCCAACCAAGUCCAGCACAUCCAUGACAAGUUCCGGAAAGCCCUGUGUGAUAGGGAUGUUGGAGUCAUGGCUGCUUCUUUACACAUUUACCUUCAAAUGAUUAAGAAAAAUGCAUCUGGAUACAAAGACUUGACAGAGAGCUUUGUAACCAUUCUAAAGCAGGUAGUAGGAGGAAAGCUUCCUAUAGACUUCAAUUACCACAGUGUGCCAGCACCAUGGCUACAAAUUCAGCUCUUAAGAAUACUGGGGCUGUUAGGAAAAGAUGAUCCAAGGACAAGUGAAUUAAUGUAUGAUGUUCUGGAUGAGUCUUUAAGAAGAGCAGAAAUAAAUCAUAAUAUUACAUAUGCUAUCUUAUUUGAAUGUGUACAAACAAUUUAUACCAUUUGCCCCAAAUCUGAUCUGCUUGAGAAGGCUGCCAAAUGCAUUGGAAAAUUUGUUCUAUCACCUAAAAUUAAUUUGAAGUAUUUAGGACUAAAGGCGCUGACCUAUGUUAUCCAGCAGGAUCCUAAUCUGGCACUUCAGCACCAAAUGACAAUAAUUGAAUGUCUAGACCAUCCUGAUCCUAUCAUCAAAAGGGAAACAUUGGAGCUUCUCUAUAGAAUUACGAAUGGGCAGAAUGUAACUGUCAUAGUUCAAAAGAUGCUGGACUACUUAAGACAAAGCAAAGAAGAAUACACCAUCAUCAACUUAACUGGCAAAAUAGCAGAAUUAGCUGAGAAAUAUGCCCCUGACAAUGGGUGGUUCAUCCAGACUAUGAAUGCAGUAUUUUCGGUAGGAGGAGAUGUAAUGCACCCUGACAUCCCAAACAACUUCUUGAGGCUGCUGGCUGAAGGAUUUGAUGAUGAAAAGGAAGAUGAGCAGCUACGGCUUUAUGCUGUCCAGUCUUAUCUUUCUUUGCUGGAGGAGGAAGAUACAUUUUAUCCACAGAAAUUUCUUCAAGUUAUGAGUUGGGUUUUGGGGGAGUAUUCCUACCUUACAAAUGAUGGUGAUCCAGAAAUCAUUAUAACAAGACUGCACAGGUUGCUGAAGCAGACUUUUGUUACUUCUGAAACAAAAGCCUGGAUUAUGACUGCAAUCACUAAAAUGUCAUCCCGUAUGUCCUGUUCUAAAACAGUUGAUAAACUAAUCCAGGAAUUCAGCACUUCUCUAGACACAUGUAUGAGGCAAUAUGCCUUUGAAUUAAAACAUCUGUGUGAAAACAAGGAGCUGAUGAAAAAGUUGCUUCCGCUUGAUGCCAGUUGUGAUGAGAUAAUGGUAGAUGCUUCCUUAUCUUUCCUAGAUGGGUUUGUGGCUGAAGGACUUCGCUGUGGUGCAGCACCAUAUAAACCUCAUCACCAGAGACAGGAGGAGAAGCUUUCUCAGGAAAAAGCUCUGAGUUUUGAACCUUAUGGAUUGUCGUUUACUUCAAGCAUGUCUUCAUCCGGCUUCACUGGCCGGCAGUCUCCUGCUGGUCUUUCUCUUGGUUCAGACAUGUCUGGUAAUAGUGCCGAGAUAGGACAGAAAGAGACCAAUUGUCUGAAACUUGAUGGUGUGAGGAAAUUAUGGGGGAAAGAAGGCUAUCUCCCGAAAAAAGAGAACAAAACAGGAAAAGAAGAUAAAACACAACCUGUUCCUCCAGAUAGCAUAUUAAUGGGACAUGUAGUCGAUCCUCCUCUGAUGCAGUCUGAGCAACAGGUAGUCAGCCUUUCGGAGGAAGAAAAGGAGAAGAAGCAGCUAGCAUCAACAUUGUUUGUUGGGCUAGGGUCAAACAGCAGUAUCAGUCUGAUGGGGAGAGCAGACACCAUCAAUCAGAAAUUAAAAAAAAAAUCAAAAAUAAGUGAAACCCAGAAUAGCGAAGAAGCAUCUAGCUUCCAAAAUAUUGCUACCUUGCCUUUCAGUCCUUUACCUGAUACAGCUCCUAACAAUAAGGAAAACUUUCAGGGCAAUGAACAUCUCGGAUUAAGGAAAGUCUCACUGAGUUCUUCAGAAGUUUUGGAAGCUAGUGUAUCAUUUGAUACGUCUCAAUCCCUAAGAGAAGCUGGACUGGAUGAGAAGCUUUCAAACUGUAGACUAUCAACAUCCUCUUUGUUUGCUGAUAGUAAUAUUGAAGUUUUUCAGCCUCCCAAAACUGUUCCAGAUAUAGUUGCCAGGAAGGCCCCCUUGAGUCUUUGCUUACCAGAAGAACUAGCUGGUCACCCUCAUUCAGAAAUAGUAGAGCUUUGUAGCUGUGACAUCCUGACUGUGUACUCAUGUAAAGUUUGGACAGAUGAUUGUUCACUGCUUGUCCUGUUUGUUGCCAACAACAGCACCUCACCACUCAAAACUGUGAACCUAGUGUUUGAAACUACAGAGCAUUUUAAGAUCUUUGAGAGUCUUAGCUGUCAUUUUCCUGUAAUAGAAGCUCAAAGCAUGGAAAGCUGCCAAAAGUGUGUGCAGUUGGAAAAAGUCUGUACAGAGGGCAUUCUCUCUGGCUCCAUUAGUUAUCAUCUAGAUAUGGAUACUCACCUUGAAUUUUCACUAAUUUUCUCACUGUCAGAUUUCAUCAGACCAAUGAAAAUUACCACUGAAGACUUUGGGAGACUGUGGCUGUCCUUUUCUAAUGAUGUGAAACAAAAUAUAAAAAUGUCACCUUCUCAGGGAUCUCUCUCAAUAGCUCUGAAUGCCCUGAAGCAGAAACUAAAGCUUCAUAUUGUUGAAAUUAUUGGUAACGAGGGAAUAGCGGCAUGCCAGCUACUUCCAUCAAUCCCCUGUCUGCUGCAUUGUCGUACUCAUGCAAGGACACUGGCACUCUGGUUUAGAUCCUCUUGUUCUGCUCUUCCAGACAGUUUAUUGUAUCAGUGUCAAAAGAUGAUGGAGGAAUCUUAAUUGCAACAGUGCCUGCUUUUCUAACCUGGUGGUGUAAAAAUAAAUUCAUACAAAAGACUUACAGGGUUACACAAAUGUUUACCAAAGCGAAAUGAGUUAAGACGAUACUCAAAAGUGGUUUGACCUGCCCCCCCACCCCCCUCCGAAACUGGCAUAUGCCAUGUGGACUAACAGGAAAGUAGGAUGAUCUUCGAUGUGCCUGCAGAAAUGUGCUCAGGAUUAUACAGUUGCUGACAAAUAACCUGAUGAAGUAUUGCUGUUUAAAUGAAAUGUAUAUUUCUUAGUUUAUUGUAGAUGAUUGAAAGUAUUUAUUUUCUAUUAUGUAAUUUUUGUAUGUAGCAACCCUUUACCCUUAGGAGCAGCUACUUAGCGCUAAAUAUUAUUUUAAGGAAAACAUCACUGCUGUGAAGUCAGCUUUACUCUAAAAAUGACUCAAAUGCUUGUCUUUAACAUUACCAUUUACUUCAUUUAUGAGCUUUUUCUAAAGCUGCAUUUUAAGCACUAUUGGAAACAAAACCCGUACUGGCUGUUGCACAUUGUACGUUAUCUUACCACAGAGGAUACAAGUGCACGCUUCGUAAUUGUUUAACUGGCAUUAAUUGGUCAGAAGUACUGCAUGGGAUCUUUCAGUCAUUUACCAGUUAAGGAUUUGACAAUGGCGUCCACACAGUCUUUGGAAAAUGGGAGAGGUGUCUAAAACUGGGAAUUGUGUGGUGAUAGCUGAAUUGGAUGGAGAUCCAUUGCUAUCCAAGUCAUGUGUAUUGUGUCUGCAGCUCCUUGUCAUUUUCAUUUUAUUCCUCUUCUUCACUUGCCUUUGGUAGAAGCCUGUAGCAAUCAUCAAAAGAACUGUGCAUGUCCCAAAGAGAUUUUUCAAAAGGAUAGUAGAGGAACAUAUUAAGACUGGAUUUAUCAUAGAUGUGUAACAGAAUUGAAAGUGCUGUGUAUUUAAUUUGGGCUGAAACAUUUGAAUUUACUUUGUUUUCUUUUAUAAUGCUAAUUAUCUAUUGAUUGGUUAUCAGUCUUUGUGAAUUAUUGCUUAUAAAUCGUUUGGAUGUAAUUGUGUGGUUAUGAAUCUUUCUAAAGGCUUAUUUGCACGGAUCAGCAAUGUGCACUGUGGGAGUGUGAUUUCUAAAGUGCACUAACUGGUCCAGGUAGAUCCUGCUGAUACGCACUAAAAGUUCCAAAGUGCGUUUUACUCUAGUGCUGUUUGAAACAGUAAAGUGUAUUAGGGAACUUUCAGUGUGCACUGGCGGGGUCUACACAGACCAACUAAUACACAAUGUGUUAGUGAGCUUUCAAAAUCACACCCACAUAGUGUACAUUGCUGCUUUGUGUCCACAAGCCCUGAAGCUUAAUAGAUCUAAUCAGCCUAGCAUGCAUGCUGUGUGUGUCUGGAUUGUUUCUCCCCUUCUUUGCCACUACCAUUCCCAAAACCCAGCACCUAGGCCUUGGAAUCCUGUGAUCUGCAUUUAUUUAGAUCACAUCACUUUCUCGCACAACUUUACAAUAAUUCACAAGUGGCUAUUUUUUCUUUAAUUUGAGAAGAAUUGACAUUUGUGCAAACAAUGUUUGCAAGUGUGGCAUACAAAGGAAAUGGGAUUCUACGUCAAUUUGCAUUAUCCUUAUGCUAUUUUUAUAUUGAAAAGGAAACCUUCGGAGGUAUCUUAAAAUUCUCUGUUUUCAUCUGGCAAACAUCAGUGUUGGAGGAAAGAAAAGUAUUAAUUGUUUUUAUUUUGCCUCAUUUUUGUUAAAUGUUCAUAAAAUCAUAUAAAAAUGUAAUUUUGAUACACCAGUGAUUAAAAAGUUAGUUUUAAUAACUUCUUUUAGAGGUUAAGCCAAUUGUCUUAUAUUACCACAGGUACUAUGAUGUAAGAAAAGAUCUUUUGGUCACUGCUAUUACAAUACCCUCUAAUUGAGGGAUUUAUUAAAGUGCACUAAAUCUCUAAAUAUAUUAAACAUUCUGCAUAUAUUAAAUAAUGUAUAUUUAAUGCUCUGGGACAAUUUGUAUGAAUGAAAGCUUAUUUUAAUUUCCCUGCUAGUAUAGAAUGUAAAUCAACUUCGGUGCUAUAAUUGGAUUUCAGUGUAUUAUAAAAAGUUACAGUAAUAUCUGUUCUGGCCUAUGCAUUUUUCACCAUUUCUUUAAUGGGAUGUUGAGUCUCUUCUGAUAUGAAGCAAACCAGUAAUGCCUUCUGUUUUACUUGUAAGUGUGAUGCUCCUCUUUAUCCUUACUUUUUUCCACCUUAGUUUGUUUAAUUUAACUAUAUAGUUAAUGCACUUUGAGCUGUAAAUAUGCAGAUUCUGAGAAAACAAUGAAGGACCUUAUGUUCCUCUGACAUAAAGGGGUUUGUGCGCUUGUAUCCGAGGUACAGCCUUUAUUUUUAGAUUGUCCACCAAAACCAUUGUGUUAAUCUCUCAUUGUGUUUACACUUUUCUGUAAUUUAAUAAUGUGCGUGUAAUAAAAUCUCCAGCCCAGUUUUA